Choloepus didactylus (southern two-toed sloth) is the source of this 2856-nucleotide messenger RNA. RefSeq names its product C-X3-C motif chemokine receptor 1 (gene CX3CR1). The record is from RefSeq and is a predicted model, not a curated record. The coding region runs from base 123 to 1193 and encodes 356 amino acids. Gene Ontology annotation, molecular function: C-X3-C chemokine receptor activity. The transcript has 2 exons. Gene Ontology annotation, biological process: G protein-coupled receptor signaling pathway; cell adhesion; immune response. NCBI's taxonomy places the organism in Eukaryota, Metazoa, Chordata, Mammalia, Pilosa, Megalonychidae. Gene Ontology annotation, cellular component: membrane.
AUAAAGAUGCUUUCAGAGGAAGGGAAGGGGAAAUACUCGCCUCUGGCAGGGUCUGUGUGGGGACAGGGCAGCUGCUUGGCACAUCCAGAGGUUUGCUUUCUGAAUCCACCAAGGUCCUCACCAUGCCCACCCUCUCCCCUGAAUCAAUUCCAGAAGGGUUUGAGUAUGAUGAGUCUGCUGAAGCCUGUUUUACGGGGGACAUCGUGGACUUUGGGACGGUUUUCCUGCCCAUAUUCUACUCCGUUGUCUUUAUCUUUGGCCUGGUGGGAAAUUUGCUGGUGGUGCUUGCCCUCACCAACAGCCAGAAACCCAAGAGUAUCACUGACAUUUACCUCCUGAACCUGGCCUUGUCUGAUCUGCUCUUUGUAGCCACCUUACCCUUCUGGAUUCACUAUGUGAUAAGUGAACAAGGCCUACACAAUGCCACGUGCAAACUCACUACUGCCUUCUUCUUCAUCGGCUUCUUUGGGGGUAUUUUCUUCAUCACCAUCAUCAGCAUUGAUAGGUACCUGGCCAUUGUCCUGGCUGCCAACUCCAUGAAAAACCGGACCAUGCAGCAUGGCGUCACCAUCAGCCUCGGCGUCUGGGCAGCAGCCAUUUUGGUGGCGGCACCCCAGUUUAUGUUCACAAAGCAAAAAGAAGAUGAAUGUCUUGGCGACUACCCAGCAGUCCUCCAAGAUAUCUGGCCUGUGCUCCGCAACGUGGAAGUAAAUUUUCUUGGCUUCCUGCUCCCCCUGCUCAUUAUGAGCUACUGUUACUUCAGAAUCAUCUGGACACUGUUUUCCUGCAAGAACCACAAGAAAGCUAAAGCCAUUAAACUGAUCUUUCUGGUAGUCAUCGUGUUUUUCCUCUUCUGGACACCCUACAAUGUUCUGAUUUUCUUGGAGACCCUCCGGCUCUAUGACUUCUUUCCCAGUUGUGACAUAGAGAGGGAUCUGAGGUUGGCUGUCAGUGUGACUGAGACAGUUGCGUUCAGCCACUGUUGCCUCAAUCCCUUCAUCUAUGCAUUUGCUGGAGAGAAGUUCAGAAGAUAUCUUUACCACCUGUAUGGGAAAUAUCUGGCUGUGCUGUGUGGUCGGUCAGUCCACGUCAGUUUAUCCCCAUCUGAAUCACAAAGGAGCAGGAGGGAAAGUAUUCUGAGCAGCAAUCUUACUCAACAUACAAGCGAUGGAGAUGGGUCCAUCCUUCUCUGAAGAGAUCCCCAAAGCCAUGGCCCUACAGAGAGCCUAGAGUUUCUGAUUCUGACACAGAAUAAGGGCAGUUUUUUGUUUUUUGCAUGCAAGAAAUGUUUUUGAGCAUUGUGCUCAAAAUUUGAAUGAUAAGGAGUAAACAUGUCUCUUCUCACAAAUGUUGGUUUACAAAUGACAAAACUUCAACCCAGACUAGCUUAACUGCAAAGAGGAUGGUGAGCCCUUAGAGUGAAUGGAAACCAGGGCUUAAGCCCAGCUAGAAUUUCCUCUCUCUGACUCUCAAAUCAUGGUGGCAAAUCUCCCAGACCCACAUGUCACAACUUUGCCAUCAGAGAGGGACAGAGACCCAUCUCGCUCUGAUCCUAAGGUCAAAAUUCCCAGGGAAGGGCUCUGAUUGGCAAGUUUAUAUCAUGUGCCCACACCCGGACAAGGUGAUGGUAUUCAUGGGGAAGGGAUAUAUAAGAAUGCAGCUGCCUUUCCAAUCUCAUGAUUAGAAGUGGAGGAAGACAUAUUUCUACAAACCUUACCUGACCACAUCAGCCUGCACACACUGCCAGUCUCCUCUUCACUAAACUCCUUUUAAUCACGACCCUAAACCUACAAGGGUUUCCCAGUGCCCACUGCAACAUGACUAAACUCAAGUACCUGGCUUCUGAGACCACCCAUCAUGUGGUCCCACUAACAGAUUCCCCAUUGUCUCCUCUCUUCCCAAAAAGACUCCACAAGCCCUGUCAGCCAGUCCCUUCCAGACAGCCUCACACAUCUCCACCUACUUCCAGGCCUAGGGGGAGAAACAGAAAGAAACAAAAGUGAGAAGGGCUCGAUUCUGGUCCUAACUCCACCACUUGCCCACUGACUAGCUUGAGGCCAAUUGGGUUUCAGUUUCAUCUGUAGAAUGGGGGUAAUGGUACCUCACACGUAGGGAGCAUCCUUUCCAGCAUGAGGAUCCAUCUACUAUCUCUGACAGAUCCCGACCCUCUUGUCUGGUUCCCAGACUUCAGCUCUUCCCCUGCCUGGCACAGUUACACCAUGCCCAGGCAGUGGUGCUGACAGAGCUUGGAGAAGCCUGCAGGCUGUGCUGCAUGACACAACCCAUGCUCAGAGGAAGCUGGUUUCCUACAGUGACAUUCAAUGAACACUCCCAGAUCUACAAAUUGACAGCCUUCCUUGGUCCAACCAUUCCAGACUGCCUUGAACAUUUCCUCCCAAUCUCUCCAUGCCACGCCCCUGCCCAUCUGGAGAGAACUCUCAACGUCCAUCCUACUGCCAACCUGUAGAGCCAGGGCCAAGGGAGCAACUUUCUGCUUUUCAGUAAACAUUCUGGAUGGUUUGAAGUUUGAAAAACAAUUAUAAUAAUAUUUAAGAAAAUAUUUUCUGCAAUACUUUCAUUCCUGCAUUUGUCCAUCUAGACCUUGUUCACACUCAAACAUGUUUGGAAUUGCAAAAUAAUGUACAAAAAGCUUUUUUUCCCUCUUAACAUUAAACCCCAAAUAGCUCUCUGUUUCUAUGUAGCUUUGUAAUUAUCAUUUUAGAAGGCUUUGCCAGACUGUGCACUCACUGAAGGCAGAAGUAAUAUCAGAUUCUUUGCUAUAUGGAUACCUCCUUCUCAGUCAGUAUUUUUGUUUAAUGAAAAAGAGAAUGAAUAAAUCAUGUUCCAGAUCAUGUA